AUGUCUUCCGGAGAUCGCGAGGCUGAUAUUGCUCAGCCGUUCCAACAGGGCCAUGGCACUAUCACCGAGGUCACCUCGAACGAGAAGGCCUACAUGACGGAGAAGGCCCUCGACGCCACUCCUGAUGGUGAGGAACCCAACCAGGAAGAGGUUCGAACCCUCCGUCACGUCGCCGAACAUCUGCCUGUCUCUGCUUGGCUCGUCGCUAUUGUCGAGCUUUGCGAGCGUUUCACCUACUACGGAAUGUCCGGCAUGUUCCAAAACUAUAUCCAGCGCCCUCUCGAUGGCAGUGAGGGUCGUGGUGCCCUUGGCAUGGGCCAACGUGGUGCCACUGGUCUGACCACUUUCUUCCAGUUCUGGUGUUAUGUUACUCCCAUCCUUGGUGCUAUUGUCGCCGAUCAAUACUUAGGCAAGUACAAGACGAUCGUGGUUUUCUGUAUCAUCUACCUGGUCGGUCUCCUUAUCUUGGUUUGCACGUCUAUCCCCACUGCUCUCUCUCAUGGAGCGGGUGUUGGUGGCUUCAUCGUUUCCAUCUUGAUUAUUGGUCUGGGAACCGGCGGUAUCAAGAGUAACGUCGCUCCUCUGAUUGCCGACCAAUACAAGCGGAAGAAGAUGGCAAUCAAGACGACCCCCAAGGGUGAGCGGGUCAUCAUCGAUCCCGCCUUGACCAUUCAGCGCAUUUACAUGAUCUUCUACGCCUGCAUCAACAUCGGCUCCCUGUCCCUGAUCGCCACGCCUUACAUGGAGAAGUACAUCGGCUUCUGGUCUGGCUACCUGCUCUGCUUGUGCAUGUUUGCCGUUGGUACUGGUGUCCUUAUCUUCGGUCGCAAGUUCUACGUCGUCCGUCCUCCUCAGGGUUCCAUCAUCACGGAUGCUUUCAAGGCUCUGGGAAUCAUGAUCGUCAACCGCAACAUGGACGCAGCCAAGCCUAGCUGGCAAGCCACCAAUGGAGGCAACCGAACCAACCUGCCCUGGGAUGAUCACUUCAUUGAUGAGCUCAAGCGCGCCCUGGUCGCAUGCCGUGUGUUCGCUUUCUACCCCGUCUACUGGGUUGUCUACGGCCAGUUCUCCAGCAACUUCGUCACCCAGGCCGGUGAGAUGGAGGGCCACGGUAUCCCCAACGACUUUAUGCAGAACUUCGAUCCUAUCUCUGUCAUUGUCUUCAUCCCGGUCUUGGAGACUCUGGUUUACCCUCUGCUCCGCCGCAUGCGCAUCCAGUUCCGCCCCAUCACCCGUAUCUCCGUUGGAUUCGUCAUCGCCUCCCUUGCUAUGAUGUACGCGGCCAUUGUCCAGCACUUGAUCUACUCUGCCGGACCUUGCUACGGCAAGCCCCUCUGUGAUGCCUCCAUCGUCGAUGGUUCGGCCACUGGCAACCACGUCCACAUCGCGAUCCAGACGCCUGCCUACGUCUUCAUCGGUGUUUCUGAGAUUUUCGCCUCGGUGUCCGGUCUGGAGUACGCCUACACCAAGGCGCCUCCGUCCAUGAAGUCGUUUGUGCAGUCCAUGUACCUGCUUACCAACGCGUUCGGUUCCGCUAUUGCCGAGGCUCUGACCCCCGCUGCGUUCGACCCCGCCAUCAUGUGGAUGUUCGUCGGUCUGGCCUGCGCCUCCUUCAUUGCCGGUAUCAUCUUCUGGGUGGUUUACCACCACCUGAACGACCAGGAGGAUGAGAUGAACGCUCUGGACGCGGAAGAUCCCGAGGUUCCUACCCCCAUCGAGCAGGAGCAGAAGAAGGAUGAGCACAACUAG
Molecule: messenger RNA, 1749 nt
Organism: Aspergillus aculeatus ATCC 16872
Lineage: Eukaryota; Fungi; Ascomycota; Eurotiomycetes; Eurotiales; Aspergillaceae
Product: peptide MFS transporter
Exons: 3
Coding region: 1-1749 (582 amino acids)
Biological process (GO): oligopeptide transport; transmembrane transport
Cellular component (GO): fungal-type vacuole; plasma membrane
Molecular function (GO): dipeptide transmembrane transporter activity; tripeptide transmembrane transporter activity
Source: RefSeq, a predicted model, not a curated record